Molecule: messenger RNA, 1734 nt
Organism: Exophiala spinifera
Lineage: Eukaryota; Fungi; Ascomycota; Eurotiomycetes; Chaetothyriales; Herpotrichiellaceae
Exons: 2
Coding region: 1-1734 (577 amino acids)
Cellular component (GO): mitochondrion
Molecular function (GO): oxidoreductase activity; molybdenum ion binding
Source: RefSeq, a predicted model, not a curated record
AUGGCUCCGGCUCAUCCCAAGAGCACCUUCAUCCGUCCUCUUCCUGGAGAGGCUCUGCCAAUCCACAAUCGUCCCGACGAAUGGAAAAUUGAGCAGGGCCUCUCCGGGGGCAAAUUGCCCAUCUUAGAUCAAUCAGGCCCUGAGACUCGUAUUAUCCCACCUCAAAAAUGGCCUGACAUUAUCAAAGACGAGGAAGCUAUCAAAGCCGUGGGCGAUCCCAAUAAGCUAUUCACGCGUGAACUCGAAGGAUGGAAAGGAUACGUGGAAUGGGAAGAGUUCCCGGAGAAGAAAGAAAAGGCUCGCAGGAUUCUUGCUGCACAGAACUUUCCUCCAAACCCUGAAUUCCAGAUGGGACCAAUACCGGAUUCCAAUCCGGUCCUUCCAGGCACCCACUGGAAAAUGUGGCAUCACGCCGUCGGUGGUGAGCUCAUGGACGUACCGGAGGACUCAUGGGCGACGGUUCUUCGUGAGAAGCACCCGGAAAUGCUUCACCUCCUUCAAUUUCCCUACAAUGGAGAACCUCCAAAAAGACUAGUUACCGACAAGGCCGUGACUCCCAACUCUCUUCACUUCGUCAGAAACCAUGGAGGCAUUCCCCUGAUCGACAAAGACAAGUUCUUCUUCACCUUGGACGGUCUCGUGGCCAAUCCAAGAUCGUUCACUCUCGACGACAUCAUGGACGAGUCCAAGUUCCCGAGAAUCAAGAAAUUGGUCACCAUGCAAUGUUCAGGCACUCGUCGCAUCGAACAGAUUUCUCUCUAUGCCGGGCAAGGUGACGAAGUCCCCCAGGCUCCGUGGGCCGAAGGGGCUAUCGGGACGGCCGAAUAUGUCGGCAUCAGCCUCAAGAAGGUGAUCAAGGCUUGCGGGGGACUCCUUGAAGGUGCCAAGCACAUCGAGUUCUAUGGCGCCGAGACCUACUUCAAGGACAAUGAUGUGAUGAAUUACGUGGUCAGCGUCCCCUGGUCCAAGGUCAAAGCAAACGAGGUCCUUCUUUGCUGGGAGAUGAACGGCGAGCCACUUCCUGCGAUCCACGGCUUUCCUCUGAGAGUCAUGGUCCUCGGAUACAUUGGAGCCCGAAGUGUCAAGUGGUUGUAUCGCAUCAAAGCCAUCGAAAAUCCUUCUUUGGCUCCGGUACAAAGCAAGGAGUACCUGUACUUCAACCAACAGGUCGGCAAGUACAACCAAAAGCCGACUGAUGGCAUUCAAAUUCAAGAGAUGCCGGUCAGUUCGGCCAUCAUGUCUCCAUGGACAAAGCAAGUGGUCAUCCACAACGGCAAGAUUCACUGCAAGGGUUGGGCAUAUUCCGGAGGAGGUCGUUGGCCGGAACGUAUCGAGCUAUCAGCCGAUGGAGGCUUCAGCUGGUAUGCUGUACCGAAUACAAACCUGUCUGAAAAGCACAAAUGGACGUGGCGAACUUGGCAAUUCGAUCUACCUUGCGACGUGGAGGGAUGGGUGGAAAUAGUCUGCCGAUGCUGGGACAACUCCCUCAACACCCAACCUCUGACCGUCCGGGCCGCUUGGAACUGGGGUCUUCACGUCACCAGCUCGGCUCAUCGUAUCAGCGUCUACAGCGUCAACAAGAGCCACGCUCGGACCAGAGAGAAGUUGCAGCAGUUUGUCGACAUGAACUCUCCCAUUGCCCCGUUGACGUGGCCGGAGGAAUUUCCAACCCAGAGCUGGGAAGAGUACAAGCAGUUCUGGAAGGAGAACGACCCGAGAGAUGUGGAUGAUUGA